Chlorella variabilis is the source of this 1626-nucleotide messenger RNA. RefSeq names its product expressed protein. Gene Ontology annotation, biological process: regulation of DNA-templated transcription. The transcript has 7 exons. Gene Ontology annotation, cellular component: nucleus. Bases 1 to 1626 code for a protein of 541 amino acids. Gene Ontology annotation, molecular function: protein binding. NCBI's taxonomy places the organism in Eukaryota, Viridiplantae, Chlorophyta, Trebouxiophyceae, Chlorellales, Chlorellaceae. The record is from RefSeq and is a predicted model, not a curated record.
AUGACUAGCCAUUCCCUGCAAGCCUCGAGUCACUCACUGCAGGCGCCCUUUGUGCCGGCCGGCUACCUCAUCAAGGAGGAGGAGGAGGAGGAGGAGAUGUUUUACUCCGCGCCCGGGCGCGGAGAGCCAGACGACCUGGGCGACCUCAUGCAGGAGAUGCGUGAGGGGGCAGCCUGGGUGGAGGGCCUGGCCAUGGAUUGCGAGCUGCCCAGCGGCUCCAGCCCCUUUGGCUCCUCCCCUAGCGCCACGCCCCUGCCGCCGCCCCCGCCCUCGCGCCUGGGCAUGUGCGCGGCAGACGUGCCGGGCAGCGCGGCGCCCCCUAGCGCCGACGCCGGCCCCAGCCCCUUCCCGCUGCCCGAGUUUGCCCAGAAGCAGCCCGCGGAGCAGCAGCAGCACGCGGCGGCGGCGGCGGCGGCGCAGCGCGAGGCUGAGGAGCAGGAGGCGCCGCUGCAGCCCUCCAUGGCCGCCAAGCUGAUGCACCCGGGAGCGGCGCGCGGCGGGCGCCUGGGUGGCGCCGCCUCUGGCGCUCUGCCGCUCACCCAGUCGGGCCACAUGAUCCCGGUCUCGCUGCCCGGCGUGGGCUGCGAGGGCGAGUCGGAGCCGCAGCCGCUGCCGGCGAUGGCGGGCGGCGCGGGGCUGGGCGCGCCCCCGCCCCGCGCGCCGCAGCAGGGCUCCUGGCUGCCGCCGCCGCUGCCCUACCACUGCUGCCCGGGCGCCUCGCCCUCGCCCCAGCCCCCCGGCGCGGCCGCGGCGGCCACCAUGCAGGCCGCGGCCUUCUACGGGCAGCAGCCCCCGCAGCAGCCGCAGGCGCGCCCCGGCGCCUCGCCCUCGCUGGCCGGCUUCCAGACCGCGCCCCCCGCUUUCUUCCACCAGCAGCAGGGCAUGGCGCACCUGGUGCCGCAGGACGCGGCCGGCUACGACAUGGCGCAGCUGCUGUCGGGCGUCCCGCAGGGCGCCAGCUUCCAGGUCCCCGCAAUGCUCAUGACUGUGCCGCAGCCCAACUCCUCCGGCGGCGGCUCCGGCGACGGCUCUGACGGCACCAAAGUGCGCAUGCGCAGCAGCUUCGACGGCAACUCGGGCAACGACAGCGGCAGCGGCGGGCGCGGCGGCUGCGGCGGCACGGCCGCCGCUGACGCCGGCGGCGCCGCAGGCGGCCGCGGCCCGCGCCCCUCCGCCAGCGGCGGCGCCGCGGGCGGCGGCGGCUCCUACUGCGACGCCCCCAGCGAGUCGAGUGACGUGGUGCCCGACUGCGGCUUCCUGCCCAGCGGGCCCUUUGGGAUGAUAAUGCCGCCCAUGGGCAUGCCCGCCGGCUGCCUGCCAGACGGAUCCGCCUUUGCCGGCUUCCCGCCCAUGCCCGCACCCUCCGCCUUCUACGGCGCCGACUCUCCGGCCGCCCAGACCGCGCGCCUGGCGCGCCAGAGGAGCCUGGAGCGGUACCGCCAGAAGAAGGCGCGGCGCGGCUUUGGAAAGAAGAUCCGCUACCAGGCGCGCAAGGUCAAUGCUGACAAGCGCCCGCGCGUCAAGGGCCGCUUUGUCAAGGCGGAUGAGGGCGCCGCCAUCCUGGCUGCCGCUGCCGCCUCUGCGGGCGCCGUGCCCACUGGCGAGCCAUCCAUUUGCUCCGACUGA